AAAAAAUCCAACAAGACCCUCUCCUUCGUUCACCGACUUAAAAAGGCCAUUCCUUCAGUUUCAGACAACGUCAAUUUCAGAUUCAAAGUCUAAACAAAAUGGCUGACGAGGUUUACGAGGGCGCGAUCGGUAUCGAUCUUGGUACCACCUACUCUUGCGUUGCCAACUAUGAGGGCACCAACGUUGAGAUCAUCGCCAACGAGCAGGGUAGCUUCACCACUCCCUCGUUCGUCUCCUUCACCGAGCAGGAGCGUUUGAUCGGUGAGGCCGCCAAGAACCAGGCUGCCAUGAACCCUCAGAACACCGUCUUCGAUGUCAAGCGUCUCAUCGGUCGGAGAUUUGACGACCCCACCGUCAAGAAGGACAUCGAGUCCUGGCCUUUCAAGGUUGUCGACCAGGGCGGUAGCCCCGUUGUCCAGGUCGAGUACCUUGGCGAGACCAAGACCUUCACUCCUCAGGAGAUCUCUUCCAUGGUUCUCAUGAAGAUGAAAGAGGUUGCUGAGACCAAGCUCGGCAAGAAGGUCUCCAAGGCUGUCGUUACCGUCCCCGCCUACUUCAACGACAACCAGCGUCAGGCCACCAAGGAUGCUGGUGCCAUUGCCGGCCUUAACGUGCUCCGUAUCAUCAACGAGCCUACUGCUGCUGCCAUUGCCUACGGUCUUGGCUCCGGCAAGACUGAGAAGGAGCGCAAUGUCCUCAUCUACGAUCUUGGUGGUGGUACCUUCGAUGUCUCUCUUUUGAACAUCCAGGGUGGUGUUUUCACCGUCAAGGCCACUGCUGGUGACACUCACUUGGGUGGUCAGGACUUCGAUACCAACCUCCUUGAGCACUUCAAGAAGGAAUUCCAGCGUAAGACCAAGAAGGAUCUUUCUGGUGACCCCCGUGCUCUCCGCCGUCUCCGGACUGCUUGCGAGCGUGCCAAGCGUACUCUUUCCAACGCUACCCAGACCACCGUUGAGAUCGACUCUCUUUUCGAUGGCGAGGACUUCAACUCUCAGAUCACUCGUGCUCGUUUCGAGGACCUGAACGCCAAGGCUUUCAACGGCACCAUCGACCCUGUCCAGCAGGUGCUCAAGGACGCCAACAUUGAGAAGAGCAAGGUCGAGGAGAUUGUCCUUGUUGGUGGCUCCACUCGUAUUCCCCGUAUCCAGAAGCUCCUCAGCGACUUCUUCGACGGCAAGAAGCUCGAGAAGAGCAUCAACCCCGAUGAGGCCGUCGCCUACGGUGCUGCCGUCCAGGCUGGUAUCCUCUCUGGCAAGGCCACCUCUGCUGAGACCUCUGACCUCCUCCUUCUCGACGUUGUUCCCCUCUCCCUUGGUGUUGCCAUGGAGGGUAACAUCUUCGCUCCUGUCGUCCCCCGUGGCCAGACCGUCCCUACCAUGAAGAAGCGGACCUUCACCACUGUCGCCGACAACCAGCAGACCGUUCAGUUCCCCGUCUUCCAGGGUGAGCGUGUCAACUGUGAGGACAACACCUCUCUCGGAGAGUUCACUCUCGCCCCCAUCCCCCCCAUGCGCGCCGGUGAGGCUGUCCUUGAGGUCGUCUUCGAGGUCGACGUCAACGGUAUCCUCAAGGUCACUGCUACCGAGAAGACCUCUGGCCGUACCGCCAACAUUACCAUCUCCAACGCUGUUGGAAAGCUCUCGUCCUCUGACAUUGACAACAUGAUCAACGAUGCCGCCAAGUUCAAGAGCAGCGACGAGGCCUUCAGCAAGCGCUUCGAGUCUCGCCAGCAGCUCGAGGCUUACAUCUCCCGCGUUGAGGAGCUCGUCUCUGACCCCACCUUGUCCAUCAAGCUCAAGCGUGGCAGCAAGGACAGAAUCGAGUCUGCUCUCAGCGACGCCAUGGCUCAGCUCGAGGUUGAGGAUGCCAACUCUGACGACCUCAAGAAGAAGGAGCUUGCUCUCAAGCGUGUUGUCACCAAGGCCAUGUCCUCCCGCUAAAUCAAUCAUUAGAGGAGUUCGAGUGGAUGAUACAAUAGGAGGCGCAAUGACUUAUGACUGAUUUCUGUCAACCUCCGUAGAUCGUUACUUUUCAGUACAAAAGCUGAUGUUGGUUUUUUUCUUCAAUCUUGCAUUUCUUUUCCAUAAGGGAAGGUCUUUUUCUUCAGGGCAUAUGAGCUUUCUGUAGACCUAAAACGAGAUUCAAUAUGUCUGGAACAUAAUGGGCGAUUUUAUGGCAAAACUUGGGCAUGAUUUUCGUAGAUAUCUUCCACGACC
Messenger RNA from Xylona heveae TC161, 2219 nucleotides. Its product is annotated as heat shock protein SSB1. Bases 99 to 1943 code for a protein of 614 amino acids. Gene Ontology annotation, molecular function: heat shock protein binding; ATP binding; misfolded protein binding. Gene Ontology annotation, cellular component: cytosol; cytoplasm; plasma membrane. Gene Ontology annotation, biological process: protein refolding; vesicle-mediated transport; cellular response to unfolded protein. The record is from RefSeq and is a predicted model, not a curated record. Lineage: Eukaryota; Fungi; Ascomycota; Xylonomycetes; Xylonales; Xylonaceae. The transcript has 7 exons.